GCUCGGCGAACCGCCCUAACCUCGGUGCCGCUCGUUGCACUCGUUUCGCUCUGCGCCGCGUCGCGCGAUGCCAGGCGUAUCCUAACGAGUUUCGAGUUCGACGACGGACGACGAUGUACGCCCGCGAGCUUCCUCCUGCACCGCGCCGUUAGUCGAGCAAUCGCCGAGGCAGGGAAGGUGCGUAUCGACGGGACGAAUCGACCGAGUCGCUCGCUCGACGAGAGGAGUGCGUCUCUUCUCUCUCUCUCUCUCUCUCUCUACGACGUGCACAUUGUACACAUUUUCUCGCGAAAUCCCAACGCCGUUCUACUCUCACGCCGAUCGCCCUUCUCAUCGGCCAGGAGGAGAAACCGGAGAAGCGAACAUCCGAGUCGGGCGCCGAAGAGGAGGCGCGUAACGAUCGCUCCUCUCCCGUCGAGCACGCGUCGCGAUCAUCGUGAUUCCGCAGCCGGAGAAAUCUACAUUUCGCGAUAAUCCACCCGUUCUACUCGCGCGUGCAGUGUCAUUUACCGGGAUUGCCCGUCCCUCAUCGCGCCGGCGUAAUUAACGUACAGCUGUGUCGGAAGUGGUGAUACGUAGCCUCUGAAGCGAUGACCUGGACCGCCGGGACAGUUCAUUUCUAGAGGAAGAGCGAUCCUGCGAGGAGACUCCUCCGCAUCCUCGAGGAGUCCUCGGCGCGCGACUUCUCCAUCAAGAAAGUAUCAAGAAAAUACACGGGAAACUGCUGAAAAGUCAUGUAAUUCCACGGAGCUUCAUUGAACUCGGUGUCGCGAAGAUAUCCCAAUUUCAAGUCUCGUCCAAGGAUCUAAAUCGCGAGUUUGAUCGCGCGGAAAUUGGGUGAUGAGCAGCUCGUGGUACAAGCGGAGGACUGCCGUCGUUGAAAGAUGUUUCGCUUCAAGAUUCGCAUUCACACAUGUCAAGUGAUACUGCUGACGUCGCUGGUAUGGUUCCUGGUCGACGUUAUGGUGCUCAUGUUCUAUUCGGACUGCAUCGGAGGGUCCGGAUGGAACUGUCCAGAUAACAAGCAGCAGCAGUCCGCGCUUCAGUCCGAGGAGUCUCCGUCCCAGGUACAUGCGAAGAUCCCGGUCGGAGAGGCGAAAGCGCUGAAACACGAGUAUGUAGGCACCAAGAGGCAGUAUUUGCAGAGCAAAUUGCAUCUGUGGAGGCCGGCGAGAGUCAUCAAGGAGAACAAGGGCAGUCCUGGCGAGAUGGGAGCGGCUGUGCACAUCGCGCCAGAGAACGAGGCCAAGCAGCAGGAGCUGUUCAAGCUGAAUCAGUUCAAUCUGAUGGCCAGCGAUUUGAUCUCCUUGAAUCGAUCUCUGAAGGACAUCAGACUCGAGGGUUGUAAAAAUAAGAAAUAUCCCAAGUAUCUUCCGGACACGAGUAUCGUGAUAGUUUUCCACAACGAGGCGUGGACCACUCUGCUGAGGACAGUCUGGUCUGUAAUAAACAGGUCUCCCAGGUCGCUAUUGAAAGAAAUCAUCCUUGUGGACGACGCGAGCGAGCGCGAACAUCUAAAGAAAGAGUUGGAGAAGCAUAUAACUGAGCUACCUGUUCCUACCUAUGUAUAUCGUACCGAAAAGAGGUCGGGCUUGAUAAGAGCAAGGCUUUUAGGGGCGAAAUACGUCAAGGGACAAGUAAUCACGUUUCUAGAUGCGCACUGUGAGUGCACCGAAGGUUGGUUGGAGCCGUUACUUUCAAGAAUCGCCAACGAUAGGCAUACCGUUGUCUGUCCGAUCAUAGACGUCAUCAGCGAUGACACCUUCGAAUAUAUCCCAGCCAGUGACAUGACCUGGGGUGGUUUCAACUGGAAAUUAAACUUUAGAUGGUAUAGAGUCGCACAGAGAGAGAUGGAUAGAAGAAACGGCGACAGAACAGCACCACUACGAACACCAACUAUGGCUGGCGGAUUGUUUUCUAUUGAUAAAGAAUACUUCUACGAGUUGGGCGCGUACGACGAAGGCAUGGAUAUCUGGGGCGGCGAAAAUCUUGAAAUGAGUUUUCGGAUAUGGAUGUGUGGUGGGACAUUGGAAAUUGCGACAUGCUCGCACGUCGGGCACGUAUUCCGUAAAUCGACCCCGUAUACUUUCCCGGGUGGUACCAGCAAGAUAGUCAACCACAACAAUGCGCGGCUCGCAGAAGUUUGGUUGGACCAAUGGAAGUACUUCUAUUACAACAUUAAUCCAGGAGCGCGAAACGUUGAUGUCGGCGAUGUCUCUGAACGGAUAAAGCUCAGAGAACGAUUAAAGUGUAAGAGCUUCAGAUGGUACUUGGAGAACAUAUAUCCGGAAUCACCAAUGCCCCUAGAUUAUUAUUAUCUCGGCGACGUGAAAAACGUUGAAAUGCAAACUUGUUUGGAUACUAUGGGUAGAAGAACUGGGGAGAAUGUCGGAAUUAGCUAUUGUCAUGGAUUAGGUGGAAAUCAGGUAUUUGCCUAUACUAAGCGGCAGCAGAUAAUGUCCGACGAUAUGUGCCUUGAUGCAGCUAGUCCACAAGGUCCUGUGAAGAUUGUGAGAUGUCAUGGCAUGGGUGGUAAUCAAGCAUGGGUUUACAACAAUGAGACCAAAAUGAUUAGACAUACAAAUACAGGUCAUUGCUUGUCGAAACCUCAUUCGGGUGACGCGUCGCAACCCGUUUUAGCGCCGUGCGAUGCCAAUAAUAUUGGCCAAAGAUGGAUCAUGCGUAGCAAAUUCAAAUGGCAAGCUAGCUAAUACGAAUCGACUCUAAACGCCAGUUCUAUAUGCAAUAUUUGUUAAUAUAUUUAAUAAAUGAUAAGGAGAUAUGGACGAAGAAUCUUGCGCGCCCAAAACGAAGUAUUACAACAAGUGGUCGAAGGAACAAGUUCAGUAUCACGCCUAAUCAUGAUUUAAAUGUGUGCAUCAAAUGGAAUUGACAGUGCGCGUGAAAUCGAAUCAUGUCGGAAACAAGAUUGUAGUUAAUUGAUUCGAUUCUAUAGGACUUAUUCGCUAUUGAUAAAACAGUACCGAAAAUUUACUGCCAUUCUUCGUGUAUGGCACAGUCCUUAACAGGUACGAUUUGUUUAAUCCACAUAAUAAUAACAGAGAUGAACUUUGACUGCAUGUAGACACGAAUGUGAAAUGACAUAAACAAAGUGAACUUUUUUCUUCUUUUCUGACUAAGGAAAGCCAGUAGAGAAGAAAGCAUAUCAGAUGACACUGUUAUAAAUAAAAUAAUUGUUAAUACAGAAAAGAGACAUAUUUGAUAACUUCAGAUGAGUGCAAUGAUGGAUGAUUGAUUGACCAUUAGAUCAGUGCGCAAUAAUGAAAUGUGAAUAUCCUAGAAUGUAUCGCGAAACAAUGACAGAAUGAAUGCUCGAAUGCUAGUGAAAUUGAUGUGAUUACACACGCUACCGAUAAUAAUAUAGAAGUUAUUAUUGUACAAUCCAUUUAAUAACUAGGAAAGAGCAUUGGAUCUUUUUAUAUUCUAAUAGUUCCUCCUCGUUGCAUCUCGUUCGUAUAAUUUAAUUGUUACGCGUCGUUUCGCGCAAAGAAUGUACUUAUUCAGAUUUUAUGGCAAUGUAUAGAGAAUCCUUCCAGUAAGUUUUAGUUAAAUGUAUGCGAUUAUUGCGAUUGUCAUUCACAGAGACAUAAUGCAAUUUUUCUUAAUGUUUUUCAGAGUGUCUUCCAUAAUUAACGAUACAAGCGAAUAUUUUUACGAGGUAUAAACAGACAUAACACACAACAUUUGUUGAUUGUUUCCCUAAACGAUAUUCACGAAAAUAGAUAUACUGUGAAAAAUUAUGCUUCAAGAUGAAUAAUUUUUAUAGACACUUGUAUCAUACAAAAACUAAUUGAAUUGAAUCACUUUUUGUUUUAAA
Molecule: messenger RNA, 3838 nt
Organism: Camponotus floridanus (Florida carpenter ant)
Lineage: Eukaryota; Metazoa; Arthropoda; Insecta; Hymenoptera; Formicidae
Gene: Pgant5
Product: polypeptide N-acetylgalactosaminyltransferase 5
Exons: 8
Coding region: 885-2711 (608 amino acids)
Cellular component (GO): Golgi apparatus
Source: RefSeq, a predicted model, not a curated record